This is a messenger RNA of Acanthosepion pharaonis, 633 nucleotides long. The record is from the annotation of a GenBank genome assembly. NCBI's taxonomy places the organism in Eukaryota, Metazoa, Mollusca, Cephalopoda, Sepiida, Sepiidae.
AUGCUUCUGGCAGGGGAAGAGCUCCGACGAACCACGCCAACACGCAGUGAGGAACAGCCUGGUGAAUACGGUAGAACCAGGCAUCAACGGUUCCGAGAGACUCCUUACUCUCCGCCUCAGCACCAUCGCAUCCCCUCUCACCCUCGUCAGCAUGUAUUCCCGACACUCCCUGCCCCACCGGACACCAAGGACGAGUUUUAUAACAAGCUGGAAACCACCAUCAGCAUCAACUCUUUCUUCAGGACCAAGACCCAGCACAAGGUAUCCUGGAGACAUCCAUGCUCAAAGCACUGGCACCAGCUGGAUCUCAUACUGGUCAGACGAGCCGCCAUUAAGAAUGUCCUUCACACACGUACUUACCACAGCGCGGACUGCGAUACAGACCACUCUUUGGUGUGCUGCAAGAUCAAGCUCCAGCACAAGAGGUUCCACCGCGGCAAGAAUCAGGGGAAGCCUCGCAUUGAUGUCAGCAAGAUGAGCCAGCCAGACUUUGUGCAACAGUUUGUCAAGAGGUAUGAGAACGAGCUGGCAACCUCACGGACCGGACACUCUGCAACGGAGAAGUGGGCAACCUUGUGGGACACCAUGCACCGCACUGCCUUGGUCACCUUUGGGAGAACGACCGGAAAGUAA